AUGCGUAUUGAAACAUGCUCAGUAUCGGGUGCUCCAAUGUACCCAGGACAUGGUAUCACCUUUGUUAGAAAUGAUGGCAAAGUAUUUAGAUUUUCUUCCAAGAAGGCUCGUAGACUCUUUGAACGACGAGUGAAUCCAAACCGACUGCGAUGGACCAAAGCCUACCGUAGAAAGAACGGAAAGGAAUUAUCAGUGGAUAGUACCUUUGAAUUUGAAAAGAAGAGAAAUGUUCCACUCAAAUACGACAGAGAAUUGUAUGCCAAGACGAUCCAUGCCAUCAAGAGAGUCUCCGAAGUGCAAGAACAACGACAACGUGCCUACUACUUUAAGAGAAUGGUUCCUUCUCUCAAGGUCAGAAAGAUGCAAGUGGCUAGAGAGUUGAAGACUAAUAUUGAUUUAAUUUAUGCUCCUGUUUCUGCUAAACGAUUUGCAGAGAUGCAAGAACUCAAGGCUAACCAAGAUGUCAUGAUGGAGAAUGAAAUGAAAUUACAAAACACAUCCUCCUCGAAAUCCAAGAAGAAGAAACAUCAACAAGAUGACGAUGUUGAAAUUGAGGACAAUGAAUAA
Naegleria lovaniensis is the source of this 567-nucleotide messenger RNA. RefSeq lists its product as uncharacterized. NCBI's taxonomy places the organism in Eukaryota, Heterolobosea, Eutetramitea, Acrasida, Naegleriidae. The record is from RefSeq and is a predicted model, not a curated record. The transcript has a single exon. Gene Ontology annotation, cellular component: nucleolus. Gene Ontology annotation, biological process: ribosomal large subunit biogenesis. The coding region runs from base 1 to 567 and encodes 188 amino acids.